Molecule: messenger RNA, 606 nt
Organism: Metopolophium dirhodum (rose-grain aphid)
Lineage: Eukaryota; Metazoa; Arthropoda; Insecta; Hemiptera; Aphididae
Exons: 1
Coding region: 1-606 (201 amino acids)
Source: RefSeq, a predicted model, not a curated record
AUGAAAAAAUUAAGAUUGCCGCGAAAAAGGGUAAAUCUACCCAUAACGGGUGUGGCAGAAAGUAAACAUAAUGCUGAGUAUGAGCUAACUGUAGUCUUACGGUCGUGCGUAAAUUCAUUUUCGAUAAGUAGGCAAGCACUUGUACUACCAAAAAUAACGGGAUGUCUGCCAGCUAACACGAAUAACUCAUUAAAAUUAUCAAUACCCAAUAACAUAAAACUGGUUGACCCAUAUUUUUAUAAACGCGGUAAAAUAGAUAUAUUAAUUGGAGCAGAUACGUAUUGGGAGAUUAUGUGCAACAAUAUAUUCAAGAUAAGCCCAGCUGGUGUAUAUUUACAGAAAACAAAAUUAGGAUGGAUAGUGGCGGGAGGAACGGCGCGAGGCGCAAACAUUGCACUGAGCAGCUGUAUGCUUACGUGCGCGGAACGCAAUAACAAGCUAUCUGAGCAAAUCGAAAUGUUUUGGAAAACAGAAGAAUGCAUGAUAAAAGAAAACUGGUCAGAAGAGGAAAAACUAUGUGAUGAACAUUUCAUACAAAACACUAAGAGGGAUGAAAACGGAAAAUUUAUUGUAAAACUUCCAUUGAAAGAUAAUACAUUUAGGUAA